Hemiscyllium ocellatum (epaulette shark) is the source of this 2609-nucleotide messenger RNA. RefSeq names its product adhesion molecule with Ig-like domain 3 (gene amigo3). Bases 620 to 2128 code for a protein of 502 amino acids. Gene Ontology annotation, molecular function: protein binding. Gene Ontology annotation, biological process: brain development. The record is from RefSeq and is a predicted model, not a curated record. Lineage: Eukaryota; Metazoa; Chordata; Chondrichthyes; Orectolobiformes; Hemiscylliidae. The transcript has a single exon.
GUGGGGCGGCACGGAGCUCUCUGCUGCAUUACUAGUUCACGGAAGAAAAGUUAUGAAUUGCUGUGCGUUGGGAGACGACGUGUCUGCAUUUAAGGAUUUGACCAGAGAGAAACAACAGACUGAAGCAGUGGCAUCAGGGGUUGACAGACUUUGCUCAUUCUUUUUGUGUUGAUAUUUGUGUUCAUUUUGUGCAUGCUCUGUAACUUCAUCUGCUUCGAAUUAAAAGGAAAAGGAGAUUAACACUCUUUGAUAACAUUGGGUACAGAUGAGAAGUCCUGAAUCGUUAGCAACACCAGCUUACUAAAAGAAUGACAGCUACCAAAUGGGCUGCAAGAAAAUCUCAGGUGUAAGUACUUUCUUUAAAGGCAGCACUUCAGGGAGCAACUUGUGUGAAUUGAUUCUGGGACAUUAUGCCUUUGCAUUACCUUAGCCACAGUCCCUACGACUAAAUGCCCUGCUCUGAACUUGUCUGAAAGACAGCAGCCCUGCAGUAUGUGGUUAUAUGCACUAUGCAGAGUUCCCAGUUAAAUGUUAAGACUGCUGAGAAAUGAAAGUGACUGUUUAACUCCCCAGCAGACUUCACUGUCGUGUCUCAAGACUGGAACAAGAGGAUUAGACCAUGUGUAUCCCUGGUUUGGUAACUCCAGUUCUAUGGCUGCUGGUGACGGAACUGCUCAUGUCUGAGUCCUCACAAAGAGCAGGAGACAGACUCCACAUGUGCCCUGGGGUCUGCAUUUGUGCGUCAGACCUGAUGAGUUGUGUCAGUCGGAGCUUGUCCCUGGUGCCUCCUGGACUACCCGCUACCGCAACCAGUCUGGACCUCAGUCACAACAAUUUGCAUCGGCUGCAGGAUAACUGGCUGGCUCAGCUACCCCGUCUACACACACUUCGAGUUGGGCAUAAUCGCAUCCACCACAUUUCCACGGCAGCCUUCCACAAUGCCUCCCAGCUUGCUCACCUGGACCUGUCCUCCAACAAGCUGCACACAGUGGAAAAACAUUUUUUCCAGGAGCUGAUAAACCUGCAGGAGCUGCUGCUUUACAACAACCAGAUAGUGCGUGUGGACAGUGAAGCCUUGCACAGGCUCAGCAAUGUGCGGAAGGUAUACCUCAGCUGGAACCAGUUAACAGAUUUCCCAUUCAGUGCCUUGCAGGAGGGCAGCCUGCCUCAGCUCAAGAUAAUGGAUAUCUCAUCUAACAGGCUCUCUUCCAUCCCUGUUGACAAGGUGACUGCAUUGCCUCAGACCAUUAAAAACGGCCUUUACCUGCACAACAACCCUUUCAUGUGUGACUGCACUCUGUACAAUAUGUUCCUGCACUGGGAGAACAAUGGCUUUAAUUCUGUUCACGAUUUCCGAGAAGAGCACACUUGCCUGGCCCUUAGACAGCCCAAGGCCAUCCUCCGCUUCCUGAAGCACCGCAAGAUGUUUGAAAACUGUACCUUACCAUAUGGUCUGAUCAAUAUGGUGGAUGACAGCUUCAGGGGAGUGGUGGGGGAAUCGCUGAUGAUUAGCUGCAACACCAGCUUGCAGGAUGCACAGACAACUUACCAGUGGAUCUCACCAAACAGAGAACUCAUCAUGUAUACCAACAGUGUUAACAAGACAUUUCAACUCUACUCCAAUGGCAGCUUGGAGAUCCGCAAGGCCCAAAAAGAGCAUUCUGGUGUAUACACAUGCCUUGCAAAGAACAAGCGGCUGAUGCGCAAUGAGUCCCGAGAGGUCAAUGUGACUGUGCAUUACGAAAAACAUGAUGCGGAGGGCUUCAACACAGGUCUCACCACACUUCUCGGCUGUGUGGUGAGCCUGGUCCUGGUGCUCAUGUACUUGUACUUGACUCCAUGCCGCUGCUGGUGUAGACCAGCACAAGCUCCCUCCCUGCCAAAUGAGUGCAGUGCCCAGUCUUCCAUUCUGACUGCCACCCCACCCUGCAACGAAGACACUGGCCGCAAAGCCAGCAGUGGCAAACAUGUGGUGUUCCUGGAGCCAGUAAAGGACAGCCAGAAUGGAAAGAUUCGCCUUGCAGUAAGCGAGGAGUUCCCAGAGGUCAAAAAUCCCAAAAUCCUGCAGCUGAAGACGGACUCGGAUUCCACCAGUUCCAUCUUUUCAGACACUUCGAUUACGCAAUAGACUCAAAAGGUGAAGGAACAUCAGGUGCUUCAGAACAGGAAGCAUUUCUAAAAAGUACAUACAUCCUGAGUUGAUGGUCCAAUGAGAAUAACAGAGGGAUGUAAUACUCUAGUACUCUUUACAAAGAGCAGAAUGUACUGUUGACAGUUUACAAGUAAUUCUUCCCAUGACCACUUAAUGGAAAAGCAAUACCCUACAGUGGGAAAGCUGAUUAUAGCUCUUCGUUCAUAUCACACAUGCUGAAGUAUGGAUCUCCACUUUCAUCUCGCUGUCUUGCGUUUGGCAUUGGAUUGUUCCCAGGCAAUCACCAGGACAAGUCAUUAUUAAAAAGCAAUGAUGGGUGAGGCUGGGAGAUUGAAUCAUGAGUUUUUAAUGAAGGAAAUGACUAUUCUUCAACUAUAUUGUGUCCUUAGUACAUGUGUAUACUGUAUUUAACAAACACUCUCAGAGCCAUUUCAUGUUUGCUGCAAUGAUGUAAUCC